Molecule: messenger RNA, 2322 nt
Organism: Ambispora leptoticha
Lineage: Eukaryota; Fungi; Glomeromycota; Glomeromycetes; Archaeosporales; Ambisporaceae
Source: the annotation of a GenBank genome assembly
AUGCCUAAUAAGGACCCUUCGUCUCUUAAUACUCCGGAGAAUCAGGAUCUUCGUUUGCUUGUUGUAUCAAACCGUCUUCCCGUUACAAUUACUAAAAAUGAAAAAGAUUAUAGUUUCAAAUUGUCCUCGGGUGGUCUGGUGAGUGCUCUGAGUGGCUUGAAAAAAAUGAUGACAUUUACUUGGAUUGGAUGGCCAGGUGUUAAUGUCCCCGAAGACGAAAUGCCAAAGGUUAUUCAUGAGCUCGAGAAAAAAUCUUGUCUCCCAGUGUUUGUUGAUGACGAACUGGCAGAUCGUCAUUAUAAUGGUUUUUCAAAUUCGAUCUUAUGGCCAUUGUUCCAUUACCAUCCCGGUGAGAUCUCCUUUGAUCAGGAUGAUUGGUCCGCAUAUCAACGAGUCAAUAAUCUGUUCGCAGAAGCAAUUUGUAAAAUAGUCAAAGACGGGGAUUUGGUUUGGAUACAAGACUAUCAUCUGAUGUUAUUGCCAAGUUUGCUGAGAGAGAAGAUGGGGACUGCAAAGAAACACGUGAAAAUUGGCUUUUUCUUGCACACACCAUUUCCCAGCAGUGAAAUUUACCGAAUUUUACCUGUUCGUAAGGAAAUUCUCACAGGAGUACUUAGUUCCGACCUAAUCGGUUUUCAUACCUAUGAUUAUGUUCGACAUUUUCUAUCCUCGUGUACACGCAUUCUAGGCCUGUCAACUAUGCCUAAUGCUAUAGAUUACGAGGGAAGACAUGUUCAUGUUGGUACAUUUCCCAUCGGAAUUGAUCCUGAAAAGUUUGUUGAAGGAUUGUCACAGCCUAAAGUGCAGGAACGUAUCAAGACUCUAGAGGAAAAGUUUAAGGGUAUUAAGAUUAUUGCGGGUGUCGAUAGAUUGGAUUACAUUAAGGGCGUUCCGCAAAAGUUUCACGCGUUAGAAAUAUUUCUAAGUGAGCAUCCUGAAUGGAUCGGUAAGGUAAUGCUGGUUCAAGUCGCUGUUCCAUCCCGUCAGGAUGUGGAAGAAUACCAAAACUUGCGUGCUGUUGUCAAUGAAUUGGUUGGAAGAAUCAACGGAAAAUUUGGCACAAUUGAAUUUAUGCCAAUUCAUUUCAUGCACAAGUCCGUCAGUUUUGAGGAAUUGGUUGCAUUAUACGCCAUCUCGGACGUUUGUCUAGUGUCUUCUACGCGCGAUGGUAUGAAUUUGGUGUCUUACGAGUAUAUUUCUUGCCAGAAAGACAGACAUGGCGUCUUGAUCCUGAGCGAGUUUGCCGGUGCUGCUCAGUCUUUGAAUGGCUCUGUUAUUGUUAACCCUUGGAACACGGCGGAACUUGUCAACGCCAUCCAUGAAGCCGUUAAUAUGCCCGAUGAUUUGCGCAAGAAAAAUUAUGAGAAAUUAUAUGGCUAUGUAACAAAACAUACAGCAGCAUAUUGGGGAUUGAGCUUCAUUGAGGAGUUGAGGCGUGCAAGUGAAUAUGUGCAAAUUCCACGUUUAACCAUAGAAGAAACCGUGAAAGCGGUUAAAGCAUCUACCAAGAAAAAGGUGAUAUUGUUGGACUACGAUGGAACUCUGACCGCAACUCACAAAUUACCAGAAUUCGCCAAACCAUCCGAUGUCAUUAUUUCAACUCUCAAAUCUCUACAAUCCCGACCAAACACUUAUGUCUAUAUACUUUCUGGUCGUGGACGGCAGCAUCUCGACAGUUGGUUUUCCUCAACGGAAAUCGGUCUUUCCGCAGAACACGGCUGUUUUUACAAACACCCGAAAAUCCUUCAAAGUACGAUAGAUCCGGUCAGCAAUUGUCAUUCGGAAGGGAGAACGGUUAAAGAAGAAAGUAAUGGUUGGUAUAGACUUGUAGAACAAGUCGAUCCUGCCUGGAAAGAGAAUAUUAGGCCUUUGUUUCAACAUUAUUAUGAGCGAACUCCAGGCUCGUUUAUCGAAGAAAAAGAAAUCAAUUUAACAUGGCAUUAUCGCAAUACUGAUCCGGAAUUCGGAGCAUGGCAGGCUACAGAACUUCAAAUUAAUCUGGAAAAAUUAUUGAGUCACAUGGCUUUAUCGAUUGAAAUUGGUAACAAAACUCUCGAAAUUCGCCCCGCAACAGUGGACAAAUCGACGGCCGUCCGUGCAAUAUUAAAAGACCUACAAUUCGUAGGAGGUGUGGAUUUUAUACUUUGCGUCGGUGAUGGGAAAACGGACGAACCAGUUUUCUCGUUACUCAAAGAAAGCUAUCCGAACAGUAUUACGAGUACAGUCGGGAAAAAAAGAACUGAAGCUAAAACUUAUAUUGAUAAUGUUAAAGAUGUUCAAAAGUUGUUAAAUACGUUGGCGCAAGAGAUUCCAGAAAAAUAA